AUGAAGUGUUCCUUGGAAGGUGGAAAUGCUAGAGUCAUUGCAAAGGCAAUACAAUCUUUGGCCAAAUUUGGAUCAGAUUUAUAUUUGGAAGCCGAUCAAAAUGGACUACAGUUGCGAACGUUUAAUGUCUCGAAAUCGGCUAUGGGCACAUUUCGUUUUAAUCGCAUUUUCUUUGAACAUUUCAAUGCCGAGGAUGGAAGCUAUUGUAAAAUCACAAUGAAGGCGAUAUUGGCGGUAUUUAAGAAUAUGAAACAAGUGGAACGUUGUGAAAUACGACUGCUAAGCGAACAAUCAAAACUGCAGGUUCAGUUUAAAUGCCGUCUGGAAACAAUGAAAAAUGUCCUUAUAUCCAUUGUGGAUGAGGAGAAUGUUACAGCGGCCGUGUCAUUGGAGGAUACAUCAAAUGUAAUUAUCGGUUCCUAUAAGGUCUUCAAUGACAUAUCGAAUAAUUUCAAUGCUGCCGAGGUGGAAAUGACCCUGGAAGCAAUGGGUAAUGGUUUGACGGCAAAAAAUUACAUCGAAGGUGCAAGGGUCAAUGACAAAUUUAUGCGUUCCCAAUUGAAAUUAAGCCCUUCCGAAUUCGAAAGCUAUAAUAUCCACGAAGAAUCGGCAGUGACAUUUAGCCUAAAGGAAUUCAGAUCAUUUUUAUCGUUUGCCGAAAGUAUUGGUGAAUCGUUGACGUUAAAUUUUAAUGAGGCUGGUGGUCCGAUUUUUAUUACAAUUACAAAACCAGAUCUCAUUGAGUGUACACUGGUCAUGACCACCGUUUACACCGAUGAUGUUAGCAUGUAUGAAGAGUGCCGAGAAUCUGAGGUCAAAGAAGCCAGUACAAAUCGUAGUUUCGCAACCGCGGCAGCCCACAAACGCAAACACAGUACCGCCAAAGUUAUGGACAAAGAUCGCAGUAGCAAAAAGCGACUAUCAGAAGAGACAACACUUAGUAAUAAUUCAACAUUAUUUCAAUUUAAUACAGACCAAAAUAACACCACACUACAGUCGGUAGAUAUGGCAAGAAAUCUAACGCUAGAAGAUGAUCAGGAUGAUUUACUUUUAGCAGCGGCCGUGGCAGAAGAUAAUAAUGCAUUGCUGCAUACGAGCAGUUUGCCAACGCUACGAGAGCCUAGUGAAGUCUAUGUGACAUUUGCCAGUACGGAAACAGAUAAAAAUAACGAUAAACAUAAGUCCGAUGAUGAGGACGAUGACGAUACAAUACCGCAAUCACCGCAACGUGAACAUGUUCCCAAAUUACGUUCAAUAUUUUCACGAUGCUUUGAAUCCACGUACAUACCCAAAGAACCUUCACCGAAUAGUCAGGUAUAUGUACCAAAUUCCGAUACUGAAGACUAA
Molecule: messenger RNA, 1347 nt
Organism: Musca vetustissima
Lineage: Eukaryota; Metazoa; Arthropoda; Insecta; Diptera; Muscidae
Gene: Rad9
Product: cell cycle checkpoint control protein RAD9A
Exons: 3
Coding region: 1-1347 (448 amino acids)
Biological process (GO): cellular response to ionizing radiation; DNA repair; mitotic intra-S DNA damage checkpoint signaling
Cellular component (GO): checkpoint clamp complex
Source: RefSeq, a predicted model, not a curated record